Drosophila pseudoobscura is the source of this 519-nucleotide messenger RNA. RefSeq lists its product as uncharacterized. The transcript is spliced from 2 exons. The record is from RefSeq and is a predicted model, not a curated record. The coding region runs from base 162 to 416 and encodes 84 amino acids. Lineage: Eukaryota; Metazoa; Arthropoda; Insecta; Diptera; Drosophilidae.
AUGUUAGUUCGUAAAAAUACGUUAAAAGAUACAGAUCAAAAUUAAAAAUCUCAGUUAAGCUUUUAGUAAAUUUUGAGCAAAAAAUUCCAAAACAUACAAAAUCUUUGCUAAAUAUUUUCGGUACAAAAAAAAGUGAAAAAAGUUUCCAUCUACAAAGAAAAAUGCCCAACAACUCACGAGUGCAAUAUUUUCCGAGCGGCCUGAACAUCCGCACCUGCGAGCGGUAUCCGCAUCAGAGGCACACGGAGUUCUACCGCACACCCGAACCGCGCCCCUCGUCCCAGGGCCAGAAGGCGGAACAUGACGCAGAACGAUUGAAUCGUCCACCCGGUCCUGAGGCACCCGUACGGGGUCCCCGUAUCCAGCCAGCGCGAACCUCGGAAACACGAGCCUUUCGCAAUGUCUAUUUUUCCUAGUGCGGCGAAUGGGACAUCCACCUGGCACAUCCACCUGAUGCUUGAACAAAUGAUUAGUCUUUUUGUAACAUUCUUUGGAAAUAAAGCUUAAAAAAGGAUUGUU